Molecule: messenger RNA, 1174 nt
Organism: Ilyonectria robusta
Lineage: Eukaryota; Fungi; Ascomycota; Sordariomycetes; Hypocreales; Nectriaceae
Exons: 3
Coding region: 143-1174 (343 amino acids)
Molecular function (GO): oxidoreductase activity; FMN binding
Source: RefSeq, a predicted model, not a curated record
GUUCAACGAUAUUAGUCGCCUAAUGAGCUCCUCGAGUCGCAUCGGGAUUCAUUUUGUUGUCACUUUGGAGACACGGUCGUCUUCACUUGAUUGAUCGAGUUAGUUGUCACGGUAUCGCCUAUUGUUCCGAUACCUUGACAAAAUGAGGACCGAGUUUGAGAACCUUUUGAAGCCCUUGGCAGUGGGAGACCUCGAGUUGAAGAAUCGCGUGGUCAUGGCGUCUUUGACGAGAAAUCGUGACAGCAUUCCGCGACAAAAUCUCCAUGUUCCUUACUACGCCGAGCGAGCAGGAACAGGAUUAAUUAUCUCCGAGGCUGCUUUGAUCUGUCCUCAGGGGGUUGAAUGGACAUUCAUGCCUGGAAUUUACUCAGAAGAACAUGUCAACGGCUGGAAAAGGGUCACGCAGGCUGUUCAUGAGCGUGGUGGCUUGAUCUUCUGUCAACUCCACCACGUCGGACGCGUGGCUCAUCCUCAAACGCGAGUCCAGCGAGAGUCUGGCGAACCCGUUCCUGGUCCCUCUGCAAUCGCCGCAAGAGGAGGCAAGUUCCGUAAUGUGCCUGGAGCGCCAGGCUACGUCACUCCAACGCCAAUUGAGGAUCCAGAAAGGAUCAUCGCGCUCUAUGGUCGGGCAUCUCGCCUGGCCAAGGCGGCCGGGUUCGACGGCGUGGAGAUUCACAACGCCAACGGAUAUUUGCCCAUGCAAUUCCUAGAAUCCCAUAGCAAUCAUCGGCAGGAUAAGAACCGCAUUGGCGUCAAGAUUGCCCCUUGCGGCGGAUACAACGACAUGGGAGAGCUUGAUGCCGAUGGUAAGCCGUCGGUCGAUGCUGCAAAGACAACUUAUGGAGCCUUUUGUGCCGAACUUGAUAAGCUUGGUCUUGCUUAUGUCCAGGUGAUGCGAUGGUGGGCAUCAUACGAUUUGAUGAUCAAUGGUCAGCCGCGGGGAGUUCGAUGGGACCCGAUUGCGUACCUGCGGCCAAUCCUCAAGAAUACACUCCUUUUCGGAAAUACAGCUUUCGAGCCGUUGGAAGCUGACGAAUGGAUCAAGAAUGGGACCAUGGAUGGAGUGGUAAUUGGCCGGCCACUACUCUACAAUCCGGACUAUGUUGAAAAGCUUCAAGCUGGCCAAGCCGGUAGCCUCUAUCAAGAACAACCGGGCGACGAGCAUUGGUGGUAG